Anneissia japonica is the source of this 498-nucleotide messenger RNA. RefSeq lists its product as uncharacterized. The record is from RefSeq and is a predicted model, not a curated record. Gene Ontology annotation, molecular function: protein binding. Lineage: Eukaryota; Metazoa; Echinodermata; Crinoidea; Comatulida; Comatulidae. The transcript is spliced from 3 exons. The annotation marks the transcript as partial.
UUUGGACAAACACCACUACAUUACUGUCUAAAGAAUGAGUGGCUGACGCACGAGCAACACAAGGAAGUCGCAAUUCUCAAUAUCAGCUUUGGCGCGUCGGUGACAAUAAAAGAUGUGGAUGGAAAGACGCCUCUUGAUUUGUAUGAUGAAAACGAAUGUAAAGGAUACGAAGAAACCACGAGAAGUAAAAAGAAACAAGAUUUAAAAGAAUUACUUGAAAAACUAUCAACUCCAUCAGAGAUUUUAGCCAGGGGUCCCGAUGCCGUAAAAGCAUUCAAAGAUGCACUUCAAAACGGUGAAAUAACAGUUGUUAAUUCAAGACUGAUGUUUCUUGGUCAAGAGGGUUCCGGGAAAACCUCUUGUGUUAAAGCCAUGCUGGGAAAAGUGUAAGUACAACAAAAUGCCUUGUAUUAAUUCCAUAAAAUUGUAAUUUUAUAUUAUAUGGAUCAUUAUUUUCCUUGCCUUUCUUUUUAAUCGGUUUCAAUAUUUUUACGUGCA